ACUUCUGCGGGCACGAUGUCGCCUCCCAAAGAAAAUGUCAGCUUACUGUUCAAGUUGUACUGCCUCACAGUGAUGACCCUGAUCGCUGCAGCGUACACGGUGGCACUGCGCUACACAAGGACGGUGGAGGCAGAACUCUACUUUUCAACCACAGCUGUGUGCAUCACUGAGGUUAUCAAGUUGUUCUUGAGUGUGGGCAUCUUGGCUAAAGAAACUGGAAGUCUGGCAAGGUUAAUAACAUCUUUAAGAGAAAAUGUGUUUGGAAGUCCUAAAGAACUGCUAAAACUAAGCGUUCCAUCUUUGGUCUAUGCUGUUCAAAACAAUAUGGCAUUUUUGGCUCUUAGCAACUUGGAUGCAGCAGUCUACCAGGUGACAUACCAGCUGAAGAUCCCUUGUACAGCUUUAUUUACAGUCCUCAUGCUGCAGCGCACCCUUACUAAGCUGCAGUGGUUCUCUGUCUUCAUGCUGUGUGGUGGUGUUACCCUUGUUCAGUGGAAGCCAGCUCAGGCUACGAAAGUACAGGUGGAGCAGAACCCAUGGCUAGGGUUUGGAGCGAUUACUGUGGCUGUACUGUGUUCAGGAUUUGCAGGAGUUUUCUUUGAGAAAAUCUUAAAGAGUUCAGACACUUCCUUGUGGGUGAGGAAUAUUCAGAUGUACUUAUCUGGGAUUGUGGUGACCUUAAUUGGUGUGUACGUGUCAGAGGGAGCCCAGGUUCUGGAGAAAGGUUUUUUCUAUGGCUAUACCUACUACGUCUGCUUUGUCAUCUUUCUUGCCAGCGUAGGUGGCGUCUACACUUCAGUGGUUGUGAAGUACACAGAUAACAUUAUGAAAGGCUUUUCUGCAGCAGCAGCCAUUGUGCUCUCUACUGUUGCAUCAGUUCUCCUUUUUGGCCUCCAGAUAACUGCUACCUUCUCCCUGGGUGCUUUCCUGGUGUGUAUUUCUAUUUACCUCUACGUACCACGACAAGACACUACAAAAAUCCAGCCAGCAGAGACUAAGACCUCAAAAGAGAGACUUGCUGCUGUGUGACAGUGUCCAGAAAAAUGGACA
This is a messenger RNA of Indicator indicator, 1050 nucleotides long. RefSeq names its product solute carrier family 35 member A1 (gene SLC35A1). The record is from RefSeq and is a predicted model, not a curated record. Lineage: Eukaryota; Metazoa; Chordata; Aves; Piciformes; Indicatoridae. The transcript has 8 exons. Gene Ontology annotation, biological process: pyrimidine nucleotide-sugar transmembrane transport. Gene Ontology annotation, molecular function: pyrimidine nucleotide-sugar transmembrane transporter activity. Bases 16 to 1029 code for a protein of 337 amino acids. Gene Ontology annotation, cellular component: Golgi membrane.